Molecule: messenger RNA, 3386 nt
Organism: Stegodyphus dumicola
Lineage: Eukaryota; Metazoa; Arthropoda; Arachnida; Araneae; Eresidae
Biological process (GO): regulation of DNA-templated transcription
Cellular component (GO): nucleus
Molecular function (GO): DNA-binding transcription factor activity, RNA polymerase II-specific; ATP binding; RNA polymerase II cis-regulatory region sequence-specific DNA binding
Source: RefSeq, a predicted model, not a curated record
GUCACGUGGUCUACCUCCCUUUCCUCUUCCUCUCCAUCCCUUAGCUCUCGGCUAUCCGUUCUCCAUCCACUCCCGCGUCGUUCACUCUUUCUUGCUUUUCAUUCAGUUCCCAGUUCGACACAGGAAGAUUCGGUUGUGUGUCCUUAAACUCCCCAGAAAAGCGUUCCCAAACUUCGCGUGCUCAGUCUGUGGCACGAACUUUCGAUUGACACUGGCGGAGUUUUGUUGUUCGACUGCUGCAUACAUGCUGAACUCUUACUUCUGUUUUGCUUCAAGGAGGAUAUUUGGAAAACAAAACAUGUGUUUUAUGAGUCACGGAUCAUGCGCUAUGUCGAGGAACUGUUGACUUUCUGACAACAAAUGCGCGUGCUUUGAUCCAAAUAUUGGUAAACAUUAAGCAAGCUGAAGGACAUUAAAACUUUGAAGAGACUUUUCUAAACUAGGACUGUGUUUAAAACCUGGAAAAAAUUAACAGUUAUUUAGGAUUUCCUCAUGGACAUUUGUUGACCACGAUUUCUUGAGUUAAAAUACUCAGGGAAAAAAAGGCCGACCAAAUAAACAAGUGUUCUGAAACAAAAACUAUGCACUUACCAGCGGACUCAGUGAAUGGUUCUCCGGUCUCUACCGGUCCGGAACGGCCUGGUGGGGGAGAUUUUGUGUUUCCAGGAGAACGAGUGUUAAGUGAGGUGAUGGCUGAGCAUCCUGGAGAAUUGGUGAGGACCGGCAGUCCUUGUUUCGUGUGCUCAUCUUUGCCCACUCAUUGGAGGUCCAACAAGACUCUGCCAGUCGCCUUCAAAGUUGUAUGUCUAGGAGAAGUGGCCGACGGGACGGUGGUCAGCAUUCGAGCCGGGAAUGAUGAGAACUUUUGCGGUGAGCUUCGAAAUGCCACCGCAGUCAUGAAAAAUCAAGUAGCGAAGUUCAACGAUUUGCGAUUCGUCGGACGGAGCGGAAGGGGUAAGAGUUUCACAUUGACGAUCUCCAUUAGCACUUCUCCUCCUCAAGUGGUUACUUACAAUAAAGCCAUCAAAGUUACAGUCGAUGGACCUAGAGAACCUAGAAGGCAGCAGCAGCAACUGAGAGCUUUCGCUACAGCUUUUGGACACAGGCCGCCUUACCUGGAUCCCAGAUUUCCAGACCCAUUAAGGGAAUGGGACCUCCGAAGGAAAACAGCAGAGCACUGGGCGCUAGAGCUUCCCAGAAGGAUAGGCGGCCCUGGCCAAGAUCCUCUUCAUUUGGCUGAGAGUCACUGGGGCGCUUAUGGCCAUCCCUAUUCUUCUUACCUUGCUUCGGCAUCCAGUUUACAAGGAACAGGUUUUCCACCCUAUUCAUUAGAUGCGGCUUUGGCGGGAGUGUCUCCAUCUUCUCAAGACUCUUGUUCUUCCACAUUACCUCUAACAGGUAUAGGCGAUCGUGGUUCAGCAGUGUCAACUACAGGUUCCUCUUUCCCAGCUCUCAACGAUCACGCUGUAAGUUUGUCUUUGAAAACAGAUCCCCUUCUUGUCUCCAGGUACAGUAACGCAAUGGCAGCGGUUGCAGCAAACUCAGAACUGUGCCUCACCGAUCGUCUUACCGAAUUACGUCAGGGUCUUUCCACUGCAGUUGCUAAUCCUCAGCAACCCAGUACCACAGUGGCACUACUAUCUAGUAGCACUGGUAGUCCUCCUUAUCUGUCGGUGAGUCAUCCAGGAUAUGGCCUACUGUCUUCGCAUCCUUAUUAUAAUGGUAAUGGCUGUUCAGGCCCCGGAGCUCCGAGUAUGUAUCUAAAUCCACCUGUUGUGCCACCUUCUCUAUUGUACCCGCAACUGUAUAGCAGCGUAGCUCAUAACCAACUUCAUCCUUCAAUUCAUAUCCUUGGAAGCAAUGUUGCAAAUAAUUCUGAUAUCUUACGAUCACCUGAACCACAAAGAAGUGAAGAUGAUGCCUUGCAAACUAGUUCUAAUCCCGGCUCUAGAGGAAGCUCGACAGGCAGUGCAACAAGUAGUAAUGGUGGUUCAACGUCUUCUAUAGUGAAUCUUAUGUCUCAGGUUGAAACUUCUCGAUCAACUUCCCCAAGGCACCAAAUUCAAACGAGUUGUACUACUACAUCAAACGGAACAACGCUUUAUGGUAACACAUCUAACGGUCAUGGACAGACAGAUUCUUCAUUGUGGAGACCUUACUGAAUAUUUUAUGCUAUUCCAGAGUUUAGAGGAUUUUAAACAACAGGCAGAUUGCAGUUUUAUUAAAGGUAAAGUGUAUGUGGCUUACCUUUUCGAAACUUUAUAUCAUCUCAUUUGCAUGUGGUUGAGGAAAGAAGUGCAUAAUGGGAUGAAACUCAAGUCUAAGCAAGCAAGUUAAUUCAUAUUCAUUCCUUGUGACUAAUUCGAGGCGAUAAUUUUAGUUCUUUCUAAAUUGUUGUCCUAUGGAUUGAAAUUCAAGCUGAAAGAUGAUGAGUUGGAAAUAAGGGAAAGUUCAGUUGAGUUGAAAUUGAAACUUAAUUUCAGUUCUGAUUUUGUCUAGGAAAAUGAUUUUCAGUUGUAGUAUUAUUAAUUGCUUAAAUAUGUUUUAAUAUUUAAAAUUAAUAACAACAGGUAUCAAGAUUGAAUAUGCUGAAUACAAAUUAUUUCAGCUAAGCUAAAAUUGCUUUUUCGACUGAUAUUAAAUACUGUAUAAUGAAUAGCGUUCUUCAAAAGUACCUGGUGUACAUUCCUAACAAAAUAAAGUACUUUUGGAAGAUUUUAAACAGAAAAUCCACUGUACAUUAACGUACGCGUGGCGAAAUAUAGUUCAUGAGCUUUCUGUUAAUGUGAGAUUUGUAUAUAGUAGCUAUGGAAUGAAGGCUGCAGAAUUAAUGUAACAAAAUAGAAGUUCGUCUACUGUGUGAUAUGACUUCUAUUUUAGAAGUUGUAAAGAAGGAUUCCAAAAUGUAGAUAAAAUUUUGUAGCACAAAGGAACCUUCUUGAACAAUAUUUAGCGUGUUUAAAACGAUAUAGAGACGUUAGUCAGCUGUUGUAGCUAAAAGUGCCGAGAAAAUCUGAUGGUAAAUACUUAUCUCGAUUUCCUACUGGUGUUUGACAUUAUCAGACAUGAUUGCAAUUUGAAGCAAGAUCGAUGUUGAUAACAUUUGUAUCUGUUCUUAAUCAAAAUACUGUGACAAAGAAAUGUAUGAGGAUUCGUGACUGAGAAAAAAUGUGUAAACAUGCUCUUUGAGCUAGGAGAAUAACUUGAGUCUACAAGAGUGAGCUUCCUUAAAGGAUCACUACAUGUAUCGCUGUGUAAUUAUAUUUGUACAUUAUAGAAUACAGAAAUAUAUCUCAUUCAGUAAUGAGUGCCAACAUUCUGUAUUUUGUAAAAAGAAAUAUAUAUAUAUAUAUAUAUAUACAUGAAAAAUAAAUAUUUCAAAAUAA